AUGACUGUCAAUCUUGCAGAUAAUUAUCAGCCUUUAAUACUGAGAACGACCAUUGCGAUUUCGUGUCUCGCAACUGUCGCAGUUGUUCUUAGACUUAUUUCUAGGAGAAUCAAAGGGAACAAUUAUGCAUUGGAUGACUUGCUGGUAGUGAUGGGACUGGUUGUAUCUUGGGGUUGUCUGGGGCUCGGAAUCUUCAUGGUAAAUAACGGCGUCGGAAAACACACAGAGCUCGCUUCCAAAGAGAACUUAACAAAUUUCUUGAAGUGGCACAAGGCUCUCUUUGCUUACGAAAUCGUAUACUUCGUCACUCUCGCAUUUACGAAACUCUCGAUACUUGCGUUCUAUACACGGAUAUUCCGAACACCAAAAUUCCUGAUUGUCGCAAAAAUCAUGGUGGGUGUGGUGAUAGCAUGGCUCUUUGCAACAAUCAUGGUAGCCAUCUUCUCGUGCAACCCGGUAGAUGCUUUCUGGACUCGUGCUCCUGGUUCGAAAUGCAUUGUUUCGGAGCAUUUCUAUAUUGGCAAUGCCGUUCCCAAUAUUAUAACAGAUCUCAUCAUCCUUGCGCUUCCAGUCAAGAUGAUUUGGCAACUCCACACAUCAAAGGCGGAUCGAAUUGCUCUUACGUUCAUAUUCCUGCUUGGUAGCUUUGUUGUUAUUGCCAGUGUUAUUCGUUUGUCGCAACUUCAUCAAGUAAAUAAUCCGGAUAUUCUUUGGGGCUUCAACCUUACAGUUAUUUGGUCAUCGAUCGAGCCCUCAGUUGCAGUUAUCAGCGCUUGUCUUCCCACUCUGCGACCUCUGGCAGAAUUCAUUUUACCAAGUCAAUUCAGGUCUCGGAGUUUCAAGGAAGCUUCUGGUAAUCGCCGAGGCACUGAGCUUAUAUCCAAAUCUGCAAUGAAUCCACGACCUGACCAGAUGGAUCCAGCAAGGAGAGGAGAGAAUGGCUACUGGGUCCACACGAAUGGUGAGCCGACACAACUCACGUCAGUUGGUGCUGAUCGUGCAAGUAGAGGCCAUUUGAUGGAUUAUGAAAAUGGAUCUUCUAAAUCGCAAAACAUUCGUGUGAAUACCGACAUCAAGGUUUCUACCUCGUCAAUAGUCUAG
Lachnellula hyalina is the source of this 1101-nucleotide messenger RNA. RefSeq names its product Satratoxin biosynthesis SC1 cluster protein. Bases 1 to 1101 code for a protein of 366 amino acids. The transcript has 6 exons. Lineage: Eukaryota; Fungi; Ascomycota; Leotiomycetes; Helotiales; Lachnaceae. The record is from RefSeq and is a predicted model, not a curated record.